AUGAUGUCAGGACCAGUAUGUUUGAUUGAAAGUGAUGAAAAUGGAAAGUUUCAUGUGAGAAAAGAGGCCAAAGACAUUCUGGAUGGAAUCAAUGAGCCAGUGGUGGUGGUGUCUGUAGUGGGACUCUACCGUACUGGGAAGUCUUAUCUUAUGAACCGCCUUGCAGGACAACAGUCAGGCUUUGCUCUUGGCAACACAAUUGAGUCAAAGACCAAAGGUAUCUGGAUGUGGUGCAUCCCUCACCCAUCUAUAACAGGACAGACUCUGGUGCUGCUGGACACAGAGGGACUGGGUGAUGUGGACAAGGGAGACUCUCAGAAUGACGGCUGGAUCUUCUGUCUGGCGGUUUUGCUCAGCAGCACUCUGGUGUACAACAGCAGAGGAACCAUUGAUAAUGAUGCAGUGCAAAAGCUCCACUAUGUUACUGAACUCACUGAGCAAAUCAAGAUCAAAUCCACAUCAAAAGAAGCAGAUGUGACAGGGAAAGAGGAUUAUAAGUUUGUGUGCUUUUUCCCAUCAUUCGUCUGGUGUGUGAGGGAUUUCAUCUUGGAUUUAGAAAUUGCUGGAGACCCAGUGACAGAGGACGAAUACCUUGAAUUUGGUCUCAAUUUAAAGAAGGGUAUUUCUUGCAAAACCAGUAACUACAACGAGACUCGUGAAUGUAUCCGGAAGUAUUUUCCUACCCGGAAGUGUUUCGUGUUCUCAUUCCCAACCUUCCCGAAAAGCAUGAAACAUUUAGAGAGCCUAAAAGAGCAGGACCUUGACCAAGAUUUUCUGAAGGCCACAGACCGUUUUUGUAAUUACAUCUUUGAGAAGAGUGCUGUGAAAACUCUAAAAGGGGGUCACAGAGUGACUGGGAAAAUGCUUGGUGAUCUGGCUCAGAUUUAUGUAGACACAAUCAGCAGUGGUAAGGUGCCCUGUCUGGACAAUGCAGUGGUUGCUCUUGCAAAUCAAGAGAACCAGGCAGCUGCUGAAGAUGCUUUCAAGGUUUAUAAGAGUGGGAUGGAAGAGGUGGUGAUGAAGUUUCCAGUUAGCGUGACUGAUCUUACCCAAGAGCAUCAGAACGUAAGCAGUCAGGCAACAUCUGAGUUCACAAAACGUUCAUUUAAAGAUGAAAAUGACGAGUACCUUAAAAAUCUGGAGGAAGAAAUGGGUAUAUACUAUUUACACCUUUUGGAGGAGAAUAAGAUGGCAUCAGAAAGGAAAUGCAAAGAGCUCCUGAAGGAUCUGUUUUCUAGUAUGAGUGAACGACUGAAGAAUGGAGAAUACAGUCAGUGUGGAGGAUAUGAAGUCUACUGCAGAGACAGAGAUGCCAACAUUGAAAAAUACCACAGUGAACCAAACAAAGGAGUCAGGGCUAAAGCUGUGCUGAAUGAGUUCAUGAAUGAGAGAGGACCUGAGGCAAACAUCAUCCUUCAAACUGAUGAACAACUGACUAAAAGGGAGAAAGAAAUUCAGGAGGAGAGAGAGAAGAAAACUCUGAUGGAACAGAAGCUUAAGGAGGAGGAGGAGAAACGUAUUGAGAGUGAGCUACUGUUUGAGGCAGAGAAAAAGCGCCAGGAGGAAAUGAAGAUACAGAUGGAGGAGAAGUUUAAAAAGGAGAUGAAGCAACAGCAGGAGGAGAUAAAAAGAGGUCUGGAGAGCAAAAUAAAGGAGCGGGAAGAGCUGCUGAACAAAGGCUUUAAAGAGCAAGCUGAUCUUCUUGGUAAAGAGAUGAAUAAGUUAAAAGAAGAGCAAAAUAGUUUUGGAGUUGUAGGGAAAUUUUUUGGUAAUGUCUUUGACAUAGUUCCCAAUCUUCUCACUGGCAAGGGCUUUAUAUGGCGUUAAACGAAUGUGAGUAGU
This is a messenger RNA of Paramisgurnus dabryanus, 1842 nucleotides long. Its product is annotated as guanylate-binding protein 2-like. The record is from RefSeq and is a predicted model, not a curated record. Gene Ontology annotation, molecular function: GTP binding; GTPase activity. NCBI's taxonomy places the organism in Eukaryota, Metazoa, Chordata, Actinopteri, Cypriniformes, Cobitidae.